Messenger RNA from Pseudophryne corroboree (corroboree frog), 3984 nucleotides. Its product is annotated as glucose-6-phosphatase catalytic subunit 1-like. Bases 30 to 1097 code for a protein of 355 amino acids. Gene Ontology annotation, molecular function: glucose-6-phosphatase activity. Lineage: Eukaryota; Metazoa; Chordata; Amphibia; Anura; Myobatrachidae. Gene Ontology annotation, cellular component: membrane. The record is from RefSeq and is a predicted model, not a curated record. The transcript has 5 exons. Gene Ontology annotation, biological process: glucose 6-phosphate metabolic process; gluconeogenesis.
ACACUGUGUGCUAGGGACAGAUUUGCAGAAUGGAGGUGGGCAUGGAUACUCUUCAUGCUAUGGGGGUCUAUAUAGUCAAACAUCUUCAGGAUAACUUUAUGAGUUCUGAAGACUGGUUUAUAUUUGUCUCACAUGCGGCCGACCUCAGAAGCACAUUCUACAUCAUCUUCCCCAUAUGGUUCCAUUUGUGUGAGUCUGUUGGAAUCAAACUUAUAUGGGUGGCUGUGGUCGGUGAUUGGUUGAACCUUGUUCUUAAGUGGAUUCUUUUUGGACAAAGGCCUUACUGGUGGGUACAUGAGACAUCCUAUUACGCUAAUGCUUCAGCUCCAGAAAUUAAGCAGUUUCCUGUAACCUGCGAGACUGGACCAGGAAGUCCAUCAGGGCAUGCUAUGGGCUCUUCGUCUGUGUACUAUGUGAUGGCAUGUGCUGUGCUUACAUGUCUGCAUAAUAAGAACUCUUUCAAGAGCAGGUGUCAGCGUUGGGCCCUGUGGGUUGUCUUCUGGGGAGUCCAAAUCAAUGUCUGCCUGUCAAGAGUAUUUGUGGCUGCCCAUUUUCCUCACCAAGUUAUUGCUGGUGUCAUUUCAGGAAUAGUGGUGGCUGAAAUGUUUAACCACAUACAAGUGAUCUACAGUGUCAGCUUGAAAAAAUACAUCUACACCACAGUUUUCUUCUUUGCCUUUGCUGUGGGCUUCUACUUGUCACUCAAAGCUUUUGACGUGGACCUUUUAUGGACCUUAGACAAGGCAAAACAAUGGUGUGCCAGGCCUGAAUGGAUCCACAUUGACUCCACCCCUUUUGCCAGCCUGAUCAGGAAUUUAGGCAUCUUCACUGGCCUAGGACUAGCCUUAGACUCCAAUAUGUACAAGUCCAGCCACAAGGGGAAGCAGAAAACAGAUGCCACGUUCCACCUUGGCUGCAUUAUAGCUUCCCUACUCGUUCUCCAUAUCUUUGACUCAUUUGAGCUUCCCAACAAAGUUGAGAUGGUCUUCUAUCUUCUUUCUUUCUGCAAGAGUGUUGCUGUUCCUUUGACUGUGGUGGGAAUUGUUCCUUACUGUGUAUCUAAUUUUUUAAGGGGACAAGAUAAGAAAGUCUUGUGAAUAAUAACCAUGUGGUGAACCGUUAAUAACCUAUGUACCAGUAAUUUCAAAAGAACUAUGCUGAAGAAUAAGAUCUAGGGGGUAAUUCUGAGUUGAUCGCAGCAGGAACUUUGUUAGCAGUUGGGCAAAACCAUGUGCACUGCAGGGGAGGCAGAUAUAACAUGUGCAGAGAGAGUUAGAUUUGGGUGUGGUGUGUUCAAUCUACAAUCUAAAUUGCAGUGUAAAAAUAAAGCAGCCAGUAUUUACCCUGCACAGAAACAAAAUAACCCACCCAAAUCUAACUCUCUCUGCACAUGUUAUAUCUGCCCCCCCUGCAGUGCACAUGGUUUUGCCCAACUGCUAAAAAAUUUCCUGCUGCGAUCAACUUGGAAUUACCCGCCUUGUACAGCUGGCAACUUCUUUAUAUGUACUGUGUGAAUGUUUCAGAAAGUUUUUUAAGUCUCUGUUUUGAUAGAUUUUGAAUAUUUGGAAGGCAAAACAAAAUGUUAUGGACAUAGUCUAGGUCAGGGGUAGCCAACCCUGGUCCUCGAGAGCUACCAACAGUUCACGUUUUCCAGGUCUCCUCACAGAAUCUCAAGUGAAGUAAUUAGCUCCAACUGUGGAUCUUUUAAAAUGUGUCAGUUAGUAAUGACUACACCUGUGCAACUGCUAGGCGAGCUGGAAAACGUGAACUGUUGGUAGCUCUCAAGGUCCAGGGUUGGCUACCACUGUUCUAGGCAAUACAACCUAAGCUUUUUGUCUCUUUAUUUCAAUAUUUACACUUUGCUGUUAUAGAAUAUUACAUCUCAAUUACAGGAUGUAGUAACGUGACUGGCGGUCAGGAGACUGCCGGUCACAUUACUGGCACUUACAUCCCGCACCCCCCUAAUCCUGACAGUCGGCAUGCCAACUAGCAGGAACUCUUCACACUCGUGGGUGUUCAAGACACCCAUAGAGUGGGAAUAGAACCAGUGGUGAGCGCAGCUCAUCACGAGCGCGCAAGGAGACCCAUUGCGCUCCCACACACACACCCCCGCGCCAUCAUUCCACAGCUGGGAUCCUGGUGUCGGCCGCCGGUAACCUAUACCCAACCCCCAAUUACUGGGCUGGAUGUAAUGAAGUCUAAGUUGGCCCAGCCGAUCGUGGACAUUUUUUUAAAGCGCCAAUCAUGUACAAGGCAAAACCAUGCCUUGUAAAUUAUUGCGCUUUUAGAAAAGUCUGAAUACAUCCAGGAAUCCGCACCUCCAGCCAACUCGGACUUCAUUACACUUGACCGCCUUUUUUCAAUAUUCCAAGUUUUCAAUAUUCCAAUAUGAGAUCAGUGGCAAUAUCGGCUUGCCAAUCACUGUAUGUUUAUGAACUCUGUGUCAGACAUCUACGAGCACUAACAUAAUGUUUAUAUAUGUGUUUUAAAAUGCUGGCCUGCCACUACAUUUCUUUCAAAGCUGAAUGCAGGCUGUUAGUGACAUCUUAUGGUUCCACUGUUUUUCCUGAGGAUUGUUUGAUUUAAUCAAUGAAAUGCUACAGUAACUCACUGAUCACUAUAGAAUCACUACGAUAACUGAGUUAAAAUUUUACAUGUGUCUUCCAAAUUACUGCUCAGUUUAGCUUCAGGCAUGAGAGUGAAAGUACAGAGGCUGUCUUUAUUUUUGUUUUAUUUUUAUAAUGUACAUUGACUGAAAGAAAGUUUCCUUAUAAAGAGAAACUGGAAGGUGCUAAAUGCGUAGUUGAAAGUAUAGGAUACAUAAGGCAACCUCAACAUACAUUGUGCACACAAGAAAGCGAUGUUACUAUGCCAUCGAUGUUACUAUGCCAUCUUAAGCCAUCGGGCUUAAGAAGUGGGAAGCUCCUGCAACCCCAUCUCCUUCUCUAAAAUUACAUUUACAAUGCCACUUGUGCCCAUUAGUGACACACGUAUUUCCCAAAAAUCUUAAUAAAUGGCACAGUCUGACUCACAUUAGUCCCAUCUAAACUGAAACAGUUGGGAGGUAUAGAAGGUAAAAAAGUGUUCAUUCUUGCAUGAAUGGCCAAGUAGUUUUUGAUGUAUGAUGAAACGUGAAUUCAGAGGCGGAACUACCAUUGGUGCAGCAGGUGCAUUGCACCAGGGCCCCUGAGGACUAAGGAGCCCACUGCUGUCCAGACCAGCAAUGAGUUAUCCCCUGCCACCCCACCCCCACGAGACCAUUUUGAGCUAUGUCGUAUGAAUGACCCAGUGUAGAGAGUAGGGAAGGCCCCACUGUCUGAAGGACCUGCCCCUUGGCAGUGUAUGCCAGACUGAUAGAGGAGUUCUGUCACCUCUCAACGCUAAUGAUCACAGCCACAUACUGCCUCUAAUUAGCCGUACAUUAUUUCUGAUUCACUGCUGUCUGUGAAUUAAAGGCAGCUCACAACUGGUAUAACUGGCACUGUCAGAGUCUGCUUGACUGAGUGUGGGGACCCCUGUCACAGACAGAGCAGAGACCACUGUGCUCCUGCCUCUACCAACAUAUAUGCUUCCUGUUUUUAGCACUGCGCAGGACAUUAUACUUAUACCCCUGUCAUCCACUGUCUCUACCUGUCACCCUCCCCAUCACCCACUGUCUUCCCCUGCCUUAUGCUCUCAACCUCUGCCUCCCCCUUCCUUACACUCUCACCCUCUGCCUUUCCUUGUCACCCAUUGAUGUGUGGCAUAUUGUGAACUUGGGUUGGGGUGGAGGAGGGGGACCCAAAUUAUAUUUUUGCACCUGGGCACAACACACAAGUUCUGCCACUGCAUGAAUUCAUGGUUACAUGUGUGCUUUAAGAUCCGGAAAGUGUUUACAAUCCUUUAAUAAGCAAUAUAAUAUGUUUUAUAUAGUUUUUUGUCGUUUUAUUCAUGUGUUUCUAACCAAGUGAUUUAAAAUAAAUAUUUUGUAUCUGUUUUUGAAAA